Molecule: messenger RNA, 1417 nt
Organism: Pisolithus orientalis
Lineage: Eukaryota; Fungi; Basidiomycota; Agaricomycetes; Boletales; Pisolithaceae
Exons: 15
Coding region: 82-1134 (350 amino acids)
Source: RefSeq, a predicted model, not a curated record
CGACGAUCGGUGCUCGAAGCUCUUCGCCCCUGUGGGCUGCCCUGAUUCACCACAUGCACAGUAGAGUCUCCGUCCGGCACCAUGUCCACCGUACCGGAACAAGAACUCCAAGUCGUGUACACCACCCUCUACCAGAUUCGUCUCGUCAAUUAUGUUACGCUAUCUUCUGCAACGCUCCUUGUCUAUGACAUCUUAACUAACCUCGACAAAGAGAUUUCCUUCAUCUGGCGGUACUACCAUAACGCGGAGGAGCCAUAUGCAUUUGUUCCCUGGAACCGCAGGCUGCGUCGAAUGGUAAUUCAAGGCGUUUGUAUAUUCGGUCGUUACUACGGUCUUUUUUACCUCAUUGUGUACUUCGCCGGUAUGGCAUUUUCUUCCUCGUUUGUUCUACUGUCCAAUAGCAUUCCAGUUUACAACCACGAGAGCUUCUCUGUACCUAGUUGCAGGGGCUUCUAUUACUAUACCAUUUUUGCCGGUGGAAUACUGUACACAACGCUUGUCAACGUCAUCUUGGUGAUGCGUCUGAAUGUUUUCUAUCAAACCUUCUAUGGGGUAGAGGGGCUCCAAAAGUACCAAUUCUUCCUUGUCGGUGUGGUCAGCUUUGAAUAUUUGGUUGAACUGAUAAUGGGCAUUUUAUCAGCUAUAUGGGUUCGGGACCGAGUUGUCGAGCCACCCGCAGGAGUUCCUUGGCCAGGCUGCGUGCUUAGUGAGGAUCCAGGUAAUGCAUUGGUGCUCCCGACCUGGAUCAUAGCAAUUCUGGUUGCGACGGCUCUCUUUGGAUGUACGCUACAUCUGGUCUUCUCAAGCAUGAGGCGGCGGCUUAGGAGCUUCAGAGAUUUCACGAUCUCCAAUAUCAGAGAAGAGAUUAAGGGCCUCCAGCCAAUAUCACAAAUACUGAUGAGAGAUACUGUGCUGUUCUACAUCUCUAUGUUUGUGAUGUUGGUUACCUCAAUUGCAGCCAACUCAGUCUUUCAUAACUUUCUCUCACUCGUCACCUCCCCGUUAUUUAUGGCGUUAUCAUCCUUCUACUCUUCGCGAUUCAUCAUUCACACCCGAGAAUCUAUUGCCAAAUCGACCAACCGCUGGCAAGUUGAGGACCUGGACCUAUCAACCUUAUCUGACCCUUGCCGAUGACAUUGUGCGGCUCGCUGGGUAUGUGCGUGCGGCUGGCAAGUGUGUCAUUGCUCUCCACUCGGCCGUUUGCAUAUUAUAGAGUACGGUUGUAUUGGGUCAGGUGAAACGAUAUGACCGUUUGGAUCUAUAGGAAGUUGAGGACGAUCCUGUAGAGGUUAGGCAUUGAUCUAACGGAUAUUUACUUAAUCAUCUCAUUUCGGUCUGGCACUCGUACUAUAUGUGCUGUUCAGAGGUUGUACAUGCUUUUGAUUAAACACACUUCGGUGCAUGUGACACGAUAGCC